Scophthalmus maximus (turbot) is the source of this 2461-nucleotide messenger RNA. It is a transcript of the gene cfap99, whose product is annotated as cilia and flagella associated protein 99. NCBI's taxonomy places the organism in Eukaryota, Metazoa, Chordata, Actinopteri, Pleuronectiformes, Scophthalmidae. The record is from RefSeq and is a predicted model, not a curated record. The transcript has 16 exons. The coding region runs from base 395 to 2326 and encodes 643 amino acids.
UAAUAUGCGCCGGAUGGAUUAAAAGCGUGACUGUUUUUUUAAUCUAUUGAACAAAACAGAUGGAUUAUUAAAAAAAAAAACAUGUUUAUGUUCCUGUACAUACGCUGUUAUUCAUUCUCAUUCUAUAUACGGUGUUAGAGCAGGGACACGUUUCUGUUUACGCCAGGGUGUUGCCAAGCAACGGCGGAACAUGGCAACGGUUCGAGCUGAAAACAAGGUGCUCCGUGACAGUUCUUGGGAAAACUCCGUGAAUUAAUUUUUUUUUUUUGAAAAGCAACCACUUUGCUCUCACUCAAGUAGAACAAAUAAUCAAUCUAAAUGUUUUUUAUUGAUAGUGUCGUGGGAAUUUGUUGAAUUUUCCCAAUGAGAGUCGUUUUCUGCAGCUCAAUAUAAAAUGGCAUUAAGCUAUGGAUCACUUGUCAAGGAGGCCAUUGUGUUGCUCGAUAAGUUCAGCGCUGGCAGACAGUGUUUGGAUGACUUCAUAGAAGAUGCUUCUAAAGAUCUGCAGAACAUGGAUGCCCCGCAGAAGAAGUUCAUACUUGAUGUUGUAUCUGGAUGUGGUGAGCACAAAAAUGUACUGGACGUAGUUGUCAAUGUCUUCUAUGGCCAGAAGGGGAGAUGGUUAUCCAGAGGUGAUCGCAGCCAGUUUGUCAUUAUCUGUUACCUCGCCACGUUCGUCCUUCAUGACAUUGGGCUUCAGCAUUUUAGCAACAUUGUCAAAUCGCUGGACGGCAAGAAGAUGUACAUGUUCCUGAAUUUCUUCUUCACAAAUCUCACCAUUUGGAUACAAGAGGAGUGGAAUAAUAUCUACGAUGCUGCCUAUGUGGAGGAACAAUGGAUUGGCCCUCUGCUAAGGUGGCGCCCUGAUAUUGAUGUUCUCAUGGGUCAGCUUUCUGUUCGAAUAACUGGUGGGAGUCGGGUCAAGAAAGCUCCAAUCAAAACCACUGAGCCGCAGGAGUUCUGUCUCACCAAACCCAAACCUCGACCUCUGCCUAUGCCUGAGCUCAUCCCACAGCAGGAAAAAUGCAAACCAGUACCAAACAGCACAUACAAUGCUCCAAAGGAAGCGCAGACCAUAGAGGAGAUAAAACAGAAGAAUCAUCAAAAGACUGAGGAACUUCUGUAUGAGGCAAAUGUGAAACAGUUCAGAUGUGGGAAUCCACAGAAGUCGGAACACAGCAAGCGAGUGAUGUCCCAGAUUAAAGAAGACCGCGAUGCGAAGCUUCAGUUCAAUUCAUUUCAAUCCUCUGGACUUCCCCCCAGUAAUAAGACCAGCAACUGGUCCACCAAGCUCAACAGUGCAGCCAUCCUGAGGCAGGGGGCACUGUAUAACCGUCAGGUGGAGGAGGAGCUGCAGAGGUUGGAUCGUUUGGCGAAAGGGGAAUUCGGGGCCUCCUCUUUCCUGCAGUGGCAACAGGAAAUGCGUGAGAAGGACCUUCUGGAGGAGCUUGUCAAGAUUGAGCACAGGCAUCGGGAUGGAUGCAUCAGUUAUAAGGAGGCAGCCAUGGCCCGCACGCACUUAAUGGAGCGCAAGCAGAAGACUGCUCAGCUCAAGAAAGAAGAGACUGCUCAGCUGAUGCGGAGAUAUGCUGAGGAACUGUUACAGGAAGAAAAAGAACUGAGAGACUUGGUGCAACAAGUGGCAGAAGGACACAAGAACUCGAAAGCGGCUAAAGAGAAGUUACACGAAUUCAAGCAAAGUAUAGUGAAAGAAGUUGCGGAGCAAAGUCGAGCGCUCCUACGACAAGCACUUGAGGAAGCACAGGCAGAACUGAGUAGAAAAUUUGAAAUCAUCCGUGAAAUCCGCGCCAUUGAGUCUAUUCCUCACAGUAGGGUCAAUGACUUUGACGACACAGAGACUGCGCGCCACCAGCUCCUGGGAGAGAUGUCCCUGGCCGAGCUGAAAGAGCGGCUGGCCCUUCUGAAGGAUGUCCAGCAAACGGAGCAGCAGGGGAAACGGGAGCAAAUUCUGGAGGAGAAGCAGAGCAAGAAGCAGCUGCUGCUGGAGCAGAUGGACACCAUCAACCUCCGCACGAGGGCACUGGCACAGGCUACUGCCGUCAGGAAAGAGGAGAGGAAAACCAGGUUGCAGCAGACAGUCAGCUUGCGGCAGACAGUCUUAAAGGAUCCGACGCUUAUGGCUCAGCAGAAGAAGCUUGAGGAACAACAGAAGGAGUGGCAAAGACUGAAGCAAAUCAAAAGUAACAAGGCAAAAACCGCUGAACACACAAAAGUGCAAGCAGGGACACACAACAAAGAGAAGGAGAAGGAGAAAAGCUGGGAUGCAAUGGAGCUGAGAUUAGAGCGCUUUAUCCAGAAGUUGUAGUUUCUCAGAAGGAAACACUCAAGAUAUGAAUAUGUGCAACCUACUCCACAGGCCUAUUUCAUUUUAGAUCAGAAACAUCAUCAGUGUUUUUUUGCUUGAAAAUUUAGAUAUAAUGAAAUAAAACAAUUGCUGUCA